Molecule: messenger RNA, 1026 nt
Organism: Fibroporia radiculosa
Lineage: Eukaryota; Fungi; Basidiomycota; Agaricomycetes; Polyporales; Fibroporiaceae
Exons: 7
Coding region: 1-1026 (341 amino acids)
Biological process (GO): fructose 6-phosphate metabolic process; gluconeogenesis; sucrose biosynthetic process
Cellular component (GO): cytosol; cytoplasm
Molecular function (GO): fructose 1,6-bisphosphate 1-phosphatase activity
Source: RefSeq, a predicted model, not a curated record
AUGUCCGGAGAGGAGCCCCCAAGCACCGACAUUAUCACCCUCACCCGCCAUGUCUUGAACGACCAAUUCAGCCUCGGGCCAGCUGCAACUGGCGAUCUCACACUCCUCCUCACCGCCAUCCAGACUACAUCCAAGUUCAUCGCCACCAACGUCCGCAAAGCGCGUCUCAUCAACCUCGUCGGUCUCGCCGGCGAGACCAACGUUCAGGGCGAGGAACAGAAGAAACUUGACGUCCUGUCCAAUGACAUCAUGGUCAACUCCCUCCGCGCCUCCGGCAAGACCGCCGUCCUGGUCUCUGAGGAGCUCGAGGAGGCCAUCAUCAUCGAGGACAGGUACAAGGGCAGCUACUGCGUCGUCUUCGACCCCCUGGACGGCAGCAGCAACAUCGAUGCUGGUGUGAACAUUGGCACCAUCUUUGGUAUAUACCGCAUCAAACCUGGGUCUAAAGGCUCUCUUGAGGACGUGCUAAGACCAGGCAGUGAGAUGGUCGCAGCCGGAUAUACCAUGUAUGGCUCGUCCGCGAAUCUCGUACUCACAACCGGCCAUGGGGUCAACGGCUACACUCUCGACGCAUCGCUCGGAGAAUUCAUUCUGACGCACCCCGACAUCAAGAUUCCUCCGCGCGGCAAGAUCUAUUCUUUCAACGAAGGCAAUUCGAUGUACUUCAACCCACCGGUGAUCAACUAUCUGAACAGUAUCAAGUACCCGCAGUCUGGCAAGUCGCCCUACAGCGCGCGGUACAUCGGCUCCAUGGUGGCGGAUGUGCACCGCACACUUCUCUACGGCGGCAUCUUCGGCUAUCCUGCUGACAAGAAAUCAAAGAGCGGCAAGCUGCGCAUCCUGUAUGAAGCCUUCCCGAUGGCGUUCUUGACCGAACAAGCUGGCGGGCUCGCGACGACGGGUACUCAGCGUAUCUUGGACAUCAUCCCCACCAGCAUCCACCAACGGUGCCCUGUGUUCCUGGGCAGCAAAGAUGACGUAGAGGACGUCAUCAAAUUCCAUGAGCAGGUGAAUGGAUCGGUCUGA